Messenger RNA from Striga hermonthica, 1482 nucleotides. NCBI's taxonomy places the organism in Eukaryota, Viridiplantae, Streptophyta, Magnoliopsida, Lamiales, Orobanchaceae. The record is from the annotation of a GenBank genome assembly.
AUGAAGUUGUUUUGCGCUCAGUUUGUACUAAUACUGGCGCAAUUCCCAAAUUUGAGCGCGGGCUAUCACGACUACGCGGAUGCAUUGUCGAAAUCGAUACUGUUCUACGAGGGGCAGCGGUCGGGGUACCUGCCGGCGGACCAGCGAGUGGCGUGGCGCGGCCACUCGGGGCUGGGCGACGGGUGGCCGGUGAUGGCUGACCUCACAGGCGGCUACUACGACGCUGGCGACAACGUGAAGUUCAAUUUCCCGAUGGCUUUCACCACCACGAUGCUGGCGUGGAGCGUGGUGGAGUUCGGGGAGUGUAUGCCGCCGCCGGAGAUGAGGAACGCCCUCGUUGCCGUCCGCUGGGCGGCCGACUAUCUUCUCAAGACGGUUUCUCAACCUAACCGCAUUUUUGUCCAGGUAGGGGACCCGAUUGCGGACCAUAAUUGUUGGGAAAGGCCCGAAGAUAUGGACACGAUUAGGACAGUGUACACAGUCGAUGCCCCAAAUCCGGCCUCCGAUGUUGCAGGGGAGACGGCUGCAGCCUUAGCUGCGUCCUCAAUUGCUUUUAGAUCGUCCGAUCCUAGCUAUGCCGAGACCUUGUUAAGAGCAUCCACCCGAGCUUUUCAGUUCGCGGAUAGUUAUCGAGGCGCUUAUAGUGAUAAUCCAAACGUGAGAGAUGGGGCAUGUCCAUUUUACUGUGAUUUUGAUGGAUAUCAGGAUGAAUUGCUGUGGGGAGCAGCAUGGCUGAGGAGGGCUACACAGAACAAUUCUUACCUUGUCUACUUGCAAGACAAUGGUAAAACGCUAGGCGCCGAAGACAACAUUAACGAAUUCGGAUGGGACAACAAGCAUGCCGGCCUUAACGUGCUCGUUGCAAAGGAGGUCCUAGAGAAGAACAUGUACUCCCUCGAGUCAUACAGGGCAUCGGCCGACAGCUUCAUGUGCACACUCAUACCCGAGUCCACAUCAUCCCACGUGCAGUACUCUCCCGGCGGCCUCAUUUACCGGCCAGGUGGCAGCAAUUUACAGCACGCCACCACCAUCUCAUUCUUAUUACUCGCGUACGCAAAUUACUUGGAACGAUCAUUCCAAAGCAUCAACUGUGGAGAAAUGUUAGUUAGCCCCUCGAAGCUGAGGACAAUAGCCCAAAGGCAGGUGAAUUACAUUUUAGGUGAAAAUCCCAAGGGAAUGUCGUAUUUAGUCGGGUACAGCAACGUGUACCCUCAGAGGAUUCAUCACCGUGGCUCCUCAAUACCUUCGAUCAAGGACCAUCCUGGUUACGUGGGGUGCAAGGAUGGGGCCGUUUAUUUCAACUCGUCGGGGCCUAACCCGAAUGUUCUGGUCGGGGCAGUGGUGGGUGGGCCCGGAGAGGAUGAUGAGUACGAGGACAGCAGGGAGGAUUUCAGGAAAUCCGAGCCUACGACUUAUAUCAAUGCGCCGUUUGUAGGCGUGCUUGGGUAUUUCGUGGCCAAUCCAACUGUUGCUUAUCCUUAG